Molecule: messenger RNA, 2062 nt
Organism: Strongylocentrotus purpuratus (purple sea urchin)
Lineage: Eukaryota; Metazoa; Echinodermata; Echinoidea; Camarodonta; Strongylocentrotidae
Product: serine/threonine-protein phosphatase 6 catalytic subunit
Exons: 8
Coding region: 42-962 (306 amino acids)
Biological process (GO): G1/S transition of mitotic cell cycle; peptidyl-serine dephosphorylation
Cellular component (GO): cytoplasm
Molecular function (GO): protein serine/threonine phosphatase activity
Source: RefSeq, a predicted model, not a curated record
AACUUCCGGUUCUUAGCUCAUGACUCACAUAUUCAUUCAAAAUGGCAGAAACAUCGAACCUCGAUAGAUGGAUAGAGAUUGCGAAGCAGUGCAAAUAUCUUCCAGAAAAUGACUUGAAGAAAUUAUGUGACUUGGUGUGUGACCUGCAGUUAGAAGAAUGCAACGUUCAGCCGGUUUCAACUCCAGUGACAGUAUGUGGGGAUAUACAUGGCCAGUUUUAUGACUUGGAAGAGCUGUUUAGGACAGGAGGUCAGAUCCCAGAUACAAGCUACAUUUUCAUGGGUGACUUCGUAGACAGAGGGUACUACAGCUUGGAGACAUUCACCAGGUUACUCACACUCAAAGCUAAGUUUCCGGACCGUAUUGUCCUGUUACGUGGGAACCACGAGAGCAGACAAAUUACACAGGUCUAUGGAUUCUAUGAUGAAUGUCAGACAAAAUACGGCAAUGCUAAUGCAUGGAGAUACUGUACCAAAGUCUUUGAUCUUCUGACUAUUGCUGCAAUCAUAGAUGAACAGGUUCUAUGUGUACACGGAGGCCUGUCACCAGACGUCAAAACUAUCGACCAGAUCAGAAUGAUAGAACGUGCACAGGAAAUACCACACAAAGGAGCAUUUUGUGAUCUUGUCUGGUCGGACCCUGACAACGUGGAAACAUGGGCCAUCAGUCCGAGGGGAGCAGGCUGGCUGUUUGGGUCAAAGGUCACCAAUGAGUUUGUUCACAUCAACAACCUGAAGCUAAUAUGCAGAGCUCACCAGCUAGUGCAAGAAGGAUACAAGUACAUGUUUGACGAUAAGCUAGUAACGGUGUGGAGCGCCCCCAACUACUGCUACCGCUGUGGAAACAUCGCAUCGAUACUCGCAUUCAACGACGCCACCACCCGAGAGGCAAAACUAUUCCGCAACGUUCCAGACAGCGAACGUGUGAUUCCAGCCAGGACGACAACUCCAUAUUUCCUCUGAUUCUCCACAUUUUGUUAAUCUCGUAAAGACUGUUCGACAUGGAGCAAGUGGCAUAUUUGAUUAGGAUUAUUAAAACACCUAUCUGCACCUGUUGCUGUGGAUCGGCCGUAUGUAUUCUAGAUUCUAGUAAAUGGGAAAACUGGCCUUCCUAGACAGGUCUAUAACACACAUUUGUUCUUAGAGGUAGACAGGUGGUCUUUAUGGAGAGGUGGCCGCUAAGACAGGUUUGACUGUAUUUUUAUUUUCAAUCCCAUCCAAGCUAAUCUAAUAAAAAAUUGCUCUAUAAAGUCACUGUUUUAUGGUCAAUAUGGAGAAGAUUUAUGUACUGGUCCUCCAGAAGCAAGAUAUUGAUCUUAUUGAAAAACAUGCGUAUAUUGUCAUGUGAGAAAUCUAGAUACAAGAAGCACAAUGGUUAUUGCUAUUUUGAAAAUAAACUAGCCUUGUUGAUUACUGGAGUCAAACUUUUUUUUAAACAAAAUGUAAAUCUUAUUCAUAUAUCCUUGCAUUAAAUUGAAUCUUUCUCACGUUGCACUCACAAAAAUUUGGUUUUAAGCUUUAUACCUAAAUCAGAAAGAACGUCAUCCUAUUAUCCAUGUACCAGUAUUUAUUGUUCAGUUGUAUCCAUGAUCCACACCUUUAAUUCACACGUUACCGUAUUUCUACUUUGUGCAUACUUAACCGUUUCUGUAUUUUCAACAUUAUUUUACCAUUUUUACAGCCAGAUUUGAGUGAAUAACAAUAAACAGAAAUUGAUGAAUACACUCUUAAUCUAUGACAAUAUUAUUUAUUGCUCUCCCAUAACAUGGUCUGGCUCUCAUUUCCCCUUCUAGAGUCAUAAUUGUGAAAUAAUGGCUGGAAUAUGACAAAAAUGUAGUCAACCCGAGGACCCAACAUUUUCUCUUAUUCAAGAUUUUUUGACAGAUGGUGAAGAGAUAUCAAGUUGUAUAAUUGUAUUUUACAAGUAUUUUGUAUAUUAUUGUAAAUAAUAUUGUGUAGUGCAUGUUCAUACAUUAGACAUUAGGUAUGGGAUGAGAUAGGAUCCAGUAUGUGGAUGUGUGCACACUGUACAGUAUGAGGAUAAGAGAUAUGGGGGUGUUUUC